AUGGUGAAGUCAGUGCCCUCAUACGAGAAACCAUGUUAUGAAGCAUUUCAACUGAUCCACAAGCAGAUCCUUGAAGUCAAGAAUAAUCGUAACAAGUACAUUAAUUCCAAGCAAGUUUAUCAAAUUUAUUAUGAAUUUCUUUCUCAAUUGCAUGAGCUUUCAGUAACACGUAAGGACGAGGAGUUGAAAGGUAUCAAGUUACAAAUUCCAAAUAGCAAUGAUGUCAAAAUUGAUGAUAUCUGGCAAUUACUUAGUUUGUGCUUUGUUACUUGUGGGUUAAUCAAAUUUGCUCCUGCCACCUACAGUUCAUUAUCCACAGUUCACAAAUUGUUGGAUCAUUUGCAAGAAUGUCAAGUGUAUACUUUGGACGAUUUGAAACCUAUUCGUGUACGUUUGGACGAAAUCAGACAAAUCAUCACUCAGAGUGAAGAAAAGCAAGAAGAUGAUGAUGAUAAUGAAGGAGAUACUGCUUCUGUUUAUCAUGUUGAAGAAAGAAUGUUGCUUCGUAACAAGUUGAACAAAUGUUAUCAAUUAUACAAUCAACUUGAGGCCAAUUUCAAAAAUAUUCCUCCGGAUUUAGAAGUUACUUAUAAUGAUCUUAUCCUUUUGCGGAAACUGUUACUCAAUUACUUUACUCUGGAAGAAUCGGCGUCUGGGACGUCCCAAUCAAGACCAAAAGUUGCAACCAUUCAAAGUUUGAAUGAGUUGAAACAUAAAUUGAAAGAAAUCAAUGCCAAGAGAGAUCCUGACGAUGGUCGUUUCAUUUCUCAAGUAGCCACUCCGGACGAACUGGAAUCGAUUCAAGUGGUUUUGAAUGGGUUGUUUGAUGAUUGUCAGAAUUUGAUUCAAGAUUUGUACAUUCGUGACAAUAAUGAUGAUGUUACUGAUUUAUUCCAAGCAAUGUCUCUUAAAGAUGCUUCAAUACAAGAUGAAAAGUACAAAUCGUUUUUGGAAAAUAGUUACAAGUUGUAUCAACAAUUGAUUGAUCUUAAAUCGAAGUUGGAAAAUUUAAUGGUUACCAGAAGAUGGACCAUGAGGGAAACCGAUUUGUAUUCAUUCCAACAAUCAUUGAAAUCUAUUGAUCAGGAACGUUUACAAUUAAUCAAUGAUUUAGCAUCUCUGUCAGUUACUGAAGUAGGUGGAAAUGAACUGACCUCCAAUACUCCUUCUGUUAGUCCUCCAUUGAUUAAAAGAAUUGAGUUACUUCUUUUGUAUUUGUUAAGACGGUGUUAUUCACUCAUAUAUAAGUUGCUUGAAUCUUCUGAGCCAGUUAGUGAAUCACUUCAACCUAUUCACAAUCAAUUAUCGACUGUUAAAAGAUGUCUUUUAGAUAUUCGUCGAAUCAAUGGAUUGAAUAAUCUUCGAGAACUUUAUCCUUUCCAGAUGAAAUUGGCACUGAUAGAUGUUAAACGGAUUGAUGGAAAAUUUGAAGUUAAUGGACAAGUACCCGAAGGUCAAGGUACGUUGAAUGCUUUACUCGAAGAGUGUUAUGAUAUUGUUCAUGAAUUAAAGAUUGAGUUGGAGGAAAUGGAAGAUGAUGAUGAAAAUGAUGACGAUGACGAUGAUGAAAGAAGCAUACGCAUAGGUGGACUGGGCACACCAGUACUUCAAGCUGGACCAAGUGGAUUAGGAGGAUCAGUUGGUAAUAUAGCUUCCAAUAACAAUUCCACUGUGAAUUUCUUCCGUAAAGGAGAAUUAGGUGCUCAACUGGAUUUUGAUGAUAUUGAAACCAAACGAAAACGGUUUGCAGGUUUUAAAGAAGCAGAUUACGAUUCAGAUUCCUUUAACGAAGAUGAAGAAGAUGAUGAAGAUAGUUUUAGUAGUGAUGAGGAGUACGAAUCCAAUGAUUAUUACUGA
Messenger RNA from Lizanozyma spartinae, 1857 nucleotides. RefSeq lists its product as uncharacterized. The transcript has a single exon. Lineage: Eukaryota; Fungi; Ascomycota; Pichiomycetes; Serinales; Debaryomycetaceae. Gene Ontology annotation, cellular component: nucleus; cytoplasm. The record is from RefSeq and is a predicted model, not a curated record. Bases 1 to 1857 code for a protein of 618 amino acids.